AUGGCGUCGCUGUUCCAACUGGACGACGAGACAAAGCGGCUGCUCACGCUCGACGAUUUCCUGCACGGCCUCACGGUGCACGAGUUCGUCGAGUUUCUCGCCGCCAAGCUGUCCUCGCGGACCGGCUACGACGGCGCACAGCCCCUCGAUCAGCUGGACCCAAAGCCGUACAUCCGCACGUUUGAGGCGUGUGUCAAGGAGCUGAGCAGGCUGGGCGAGGAGUGUCUGGCGAAACAGACAAAAUACGAGAAAAUCGCCGAGGUCAAGCAGACAGAGCACUUCUCCAAUGUGCUGCGACUCGCUCCCAAGGCCAGCAAGCUCAACUCGCAGUUUGCCCAGCUGGACCUGAAGCCUGAAGGAGAACACCGUGACGCUGAUUUUCCUGACCAAGUGCUACAACGAGUUCUACACGAAAAGACAGGCCCCGUCAGAGCUGGCCAAGAUGCCGCGCGACCGGCGCGCCGUGGCGUUGAACCAGCUGCUCAAGCUGUCGGCAAAGCUCGCCAGCAACGACCUGCCGCCCGCCAAAGCCACACACGCCAUGAUCCAGGAACACUGCAACAGGUUCGAGAUCGAGCUGCUCAACGAGUUCCACGAGAUGGACAACUCGAAAAACUUCAGACGGCUCCAGGAGCUGUCGAGCCUGCUUUUCCUGUUCAACGACGGCGAGAACAUCAAGCAGUUCUACAUCAACAAACACCCGGUCUUCAGCAACUUCCAGUCCUCAGAGCUCAACGUCGAGCCGACGUUCUGGAAAAACAUGGGCGACCCGGGCUUUUCGCAGUACCGGCUCGACGGCCUCACGCUGGCGAUGCUGCACGAAAUCGAGGAGAUCCUCACAAAGACCGAGUUCGACACCAUCCAGCAGAUCUUUCUCGAGCACACCAGGGCCGUGCUGCUGGCGUUUGUGGACCGUUUCUACAAGGAGCUGAUCCGCAACCGCGUCCAGCUGCUGCUGCGGGUGGCUUCGUCGUACUCGAGGCUGUGCAGCCUUCGUGUGCUGCACCUGCUGUGCAACCAGGUGAACCAGCUCACCCAGAGACUGAAAAGCUUCCUUGGCGACAAGGGGGUGGACCUGGGCGUCGAGCUGGACAAGUUCCACGCCGCGUUGUUCCACCAGCACGUGGACAAGGACGUCUAUUUCAACCUGGAGAAAGAGAACCUCGCGGAGCUGAUCGGCUUGUUCACGGCGCGUUUCGAGGCGAAAUACGAGAAAGUGGUCAACAAACACCUGCUGGAGAACAAGAUCCUGCACUCCAAAGACACCAGCACGUCGGUGCCGCCCGAUUACGACCAGGACGUGUUUCUGGACGCUCCGCAGCGCGAAAACUCGACUCGAAGACUGCUCUCGUACAAGCGGUCCAAGAAGUUCACGUCCAUCUCUAA
Ogataea angusta is the source of this 1386-nucleotide messenger RNA. RefSeq lists its product as uncharacterized. The transcript has 2 exons. NCBI's taxonomy places the organism in Eukaryota, Fungi, Ascomycota, Pichiomycetes, Pichiales, Pichiaceae. Bases 1 to 1386 code for a protein of 461 amino acids. The record is from RefSeq and is a predicted model, not a curated record.